GCAACUUCUAAAUAUGAGCUUAUCAGGAAAUUUGUCCCCUGCGCUUGGUCGUUUAUCUUACCUGAAAGUUUUGGACUUCAUGUGGAAUGAGAUCAAUGGGGAAAUACCAAGAGAGAUAGGCAAUCUUACGUCCUUAGAACUGUUGCUUCUGAACGGGAACCAGUUGUCAGGUUCAUUGCCUGAAGAGCUUGGGAAUCUUCUACGUUUAGACAGAAUACAGAUUGACCAGAACCAUAUAUCAGGACCCAUACCUAAGUCAUUUGCAAACUUAAAAGCAGCAAAGCAUUUUCACAUGAAUAACAACUCUAUCAGUGGUGCAAUCCCAUCUGAGCUAUCUAGAUUGCCCAAUCUUGUCCACAUCCUUCUUGACAAUAACAACUUAUCGGGGAAGCUUCCGCCUGAGUUGUUUCAAUUGCCCAACUUAGAAAUACUGUAUGCAUUUAUCUCCUGCUACCUUAAAUGCUUCAAACUACUAGCUUUCUCACUCUGGAACUGUACCUUGCAAGGACCAAUUCCUGAUCUGAGCAGAAUAAAUAACCUCGGUUAUCUAGAUCUAAGUUCCAAUCAACUUAGUGGAUUCCUACCUCAAAAUAAACUCUCUGUGAAUAUCACAACCAUCAUCUUAUCCAACAACCAUCUUUCUGGCACCAUACCAUCCAGUUUUUCGAAUCUGCCGCAUCUUCAGAAAUUGUCAAUUGCAAAUAAUUCAUUGAACGGCUCUGUUCCAUCUACCAUAUGGCAAAGCAGGAUGCUCAAUUCUCUGGACAGCCUUACAGUAGAGCUGCAGAACAACAAUUUUUCAAAUAUUUUGGGAAGCAUUGAUCUCCCUCUGAAUGUCUCUGUCUGGCUUCAUGGAAAUCCUGUUUGUUCUAAUAAUAGCCUGCUGGACUUUUGUGGAUCUGAGAGUGGGGAUAUAAUUGACAUUCCAACAAAUAACACUCUUGGCUGUUCUGGCCCAAUAUGCCCACCUUCUUACGAAUGUUACUCAGCAAAAUGUCCCUCAUCUUGUUUCUGUUCUGCACCUCUUAUAAUUGGAUAUCGUUUGAAAAGUCCUGGAUUCUCACGUUUUAGUCCAUAUCAACAUAUGUUUGAGGAGUACCUGACCAGUGGUCUUAAGUUACAUCUUGAACAAUUGGACAUUGGUUCUCCUGUGUGGGAAAAAGGACCUCGAUUAAGAAUGAGCCUGAAGCUUUUCCCUCUCUAUAUUGCUGAUAGCAAUAGUUCUCACAUGUUCAAUGACAGCGAGGUUUUACGAAUUGUUUCCAAGUUUACAAAUUGGAAAAUUCAAGAAAGCGAUAUAUUUGGACCGUAUGAACUUCUCAGCUUGACAAUAUCUGACGUUUAUAAAAAGGUAUUUCUCACACCAUCAUCUGAUUCUACUUUGAGUAAGGGGGCAUUGGCUGGAAUAAUUUUAGGAGCAAUUGCUGGCGGAGCAAUGCUAUCUGCAAUUGUUUUCAUUUUUAUUAUAAGAUCACGCGUGAGGGGCCACCACAUCUUAAGAAAGCGUCAUCUGUCAAAAGCCUCCUUAAAGAUUGAGGGCGUAAAGGAAUUUGGUUACCGUGAAAUGGCCAUAGCUACAAGCAAUUUUCAUGAUUCUACGGUAGUUGGUCAAGGAGGUUACGGAAAGGUUUACAGAGGCAUUCUAUCAGAUAACACAGCUGUUGCAAUCAAACGUGCACAGGAAGGCUCACUACAGGGUGAAAAAGAGUUCCUUACUGAAAUACAGUUAUUGUCAAGGUUACACCACCGAAAUCUUGUGGCUUUGAUUGGAUAUUGCGAUGAAGAAGGGGAGCAGAUGUUGGCUUAUGAGUUUAUGUCCAAUGGCACGCUGAGGGAUCACCUUUCUGUAAAUUCUGCAGAACCUUUGAGCUUUGCCACAAGAUUAAAAGCUGCCCUGGGAGCAGCUAAGGGAAUUCUGUACCUGCAUACAGAAGCUGAUCCUCCAAUAUUCCACCGAGAUAUCAAGUCCAGCAACAUAUUGUUAGACUCUAAGUAUACAGCAAAGGUUGCUGAUUUUGGACUUUCACGGCUUGCACCUCCACCAGACGCAGAGGGCAACGUGCCUGCUCAUGUAUCGACAGUAGUAAAAGGGACACCGGGUUAUCUUGAUCCAGAGUACUUCUUGACUCAUAAAUUGACCGAUAAGAGCGAUGUAUAUAGUCUUGGUGUUGUAUUUUUGGAGCUUUUGACUGGGAGGCACCCAAUCUCACAUGGCAAGAACAUUGUUAGGGAGGUUAAAGUUGCAUAUGAGUCGGGAAAAUUUUUCUCAAUAAUUGAUGGUCGACUGGGAUCUUAUCCCGCUGAAUGCGUGGAAAGAUUUGUGACAUUGGCUUUGAAGUGUUGCCAAGACGAUACAGAUGCACGUCCUUCAAUGGCAGAGGUCGUUCGUACACUUGAAAGUAUUUGGCUUAUGUUGCCGGAGUCUGAUGUGAAAAUUGCAGAGCCUUUAAUCUCCGAUGUCAUAAAAGUGAGCAGUACCCCAUCUUCAUCAACCAACAUGAAUAACUAUUACAUGUCAGAGGUCUCUGGUAGUGACCUUGUAAGUGGAAUAACUCCCACUAUCACGCCCAGAUAGGAAACAUUAUUGCAUGAUCGAGACAAUGAUAUAACUUUAGGAGACUUGUUUCAUACUAUUUUAAUAUCGUUGAUAUGCUGUGUAUGCCAUUUGUAUAGCUCGAUUAAACACAUUAACAAGUUGAUCUCAGUUUGUAUAUAGUUUUAGAAUAUAUUACAUCAAAUUAUAUCUUCCCGUGUUGGAAAAUCAUGAA
Cucurbita pepo subsp. pepo (vegetable marrow) is the source of this 2768-nucleotide messenger RNA. The record is from RefSeq and is a predicted model, not a curated record. NCBI's taxonomy places the organism in Eukaryota, Viridiplantae, Streptophyta, Magnoliopsida, Cucurbitales, Cucurbitaceae.